This is a messenger RNA of Mycena citricolor, 566 nucleotides long. The record is from the annotation of a GenBank genome assembly. Lineage: Eukaryota; Fungi; Basidiomycota; Agaricomycetes; Agaricales; Mycenaceae.
CUUGAGAUUGCAAGAAGGCAAAAAAGUGACAGUGAAGCAGCUCUCGAGAAUACCCGUGAGCUAUACUUCUCAAAGAAGGGAAAGAGAUAUCGAACAGAAGCAGAGAAAGGUUGGUCUCAUGUUAUUCCACAAAGUCACACUGGCUAAAGUGUUAUCUAAAGAAGAGCGAAAGAAGCUGAAGAGCGACUACGAUGAUACUAUGAACCAGCAUUUUCAAGCAUUGAAUGUUCUUAGUCUUGCUGAAGCUGCCCUCGUAGAGUUUGAUGUCGAGGGGCAGUCUGUCAUCAAUGAGCAAUGCAUCGAAGAACAAUCUGUGGCUGAGGAGGCCAUCGUUGAACAGCAGCCCAUCAUCGAAGAGCGUCCUGUUGUCGAAGAACAGCCCAUCAUCGAAGAGCAGCCUGUCAUCGAAGAUCAACAUUUUGACUCAUGCAUUGGCUCACCAAGUCUUGCAGAUCUGGGAUCGACUAGUCCAGAAAAGAGUUAUGAGAAGACCAAAGAGACCACAGAAGAUAUGGACUGAAUUGUAUUCACAGAUGGUCUUGAGCCCGGAAUCGAGCAUGGUCUUC